Messenger RNA from Lethenteron reissneri (Far Eastern brook lamprey), 4917 nucleotides. RefSeq names its product gap junction delta-2 protein-like. Gene Ontology annotation, cellular component: connexin complex. Lineage: Eukaryota; Metazoa; Chordata; Hyperoartia; Petromyzontiformes; Petromyzontidae. The record is from RefSeq and is a predicted model, not a curated record. Gene Ontology annotation, biological process: cell-cell signaling. Gene Ontology annotation, molecular function: gap junction channel activity.
AUGCUCAUCAAGCAGUGGAUUUAUGGUUGAUGAUGAAUGACGUUCGUGUUGGAGCUGAAUAACGAGAUGGCAUCACGCGGCACGUCACGUCACUGAACGGACUCUGUGUGCUGUGCUCGCAUAUUGCGUCAUCGGAAUAGGAAAACAGCUAACCUUUUAUAAUUUAUCGCUGAGUGUUUGGUAAACGUUUGACUAAGGUGCUAGGUUGUCCGUUAAGUGCCGAAUAGCAGCCCAACUUUACAACACAAUUAAAUUAAAAUCCCGCAUGUUAAUCUAUGCAUUUUAACGAAUUAUAAUGUUCAUUUAUAGACGGACAGACGGACACACAGACGGACAGAGUUAAUGCCUUAACGCUUUCAACCUUGGCUGUAAAGCGUCAAACAUCAUCGCAGAGGCGACCAUGUCCGUGAGUUUACUGACUUUCCCUCCCGUUGCCGUCCCAUUCGAUCACCCCUCCCCCUACGCCCAGCACAGCGGCUGAAAUGCUGGACAGCGCCCACCGCUCCGAAUGGAAACUCCUCUCAGUUGACAGCAGCCCUGCGCUCCAGACUCGUCCACCAAGCCACGGCUGAGCCGAUAGACAAGCGCAGUGAACGGAGAUGUUGCGAAUGCAGUUGCGUGCAAAAGAUUAUCGCCUAACCGUACGAGUGCCUUGCUUUGUCUAGCGCCCUCCGGGAGCGCUAACCUGAGAGCGAAUAUACAAAAGGUUCGUGAUCCAUUAGACGCGGUCCCGAGGCGCGUGUUUCUGUUGCUCUUUUGCUCGAACGCUUCGCAUUUUCAUUAACACCGCGAGCGGAGAGCCCACGGCUUCGGCGAGUAACGCGGAGGACGCUGCUACCCUCCGGGCUAUUCUUCAUCUACAUGCAUUGAAGAAGCACAAGAAAAGUUGUUGCGGUGUUGCGUUUUAUUUUUGAUUGUCAGAUCACGUUGAAGUGACUCGGUUCGCCUUUAACCAUGGGGGAAUGGACCAUACUGGAGAGGCUGUUGGAGGCUGCUGUCCAGCAGCAUUCUACCAUGAUCGGCAGGAUUCUGCUCACGGUCGUGGUCAUCUUCAGAAUUCUGAUCGUUGCAAUAGUCGGGGAGACCGUGUACGAGGACGAACAGAGCAUGUUCGUGUGCAAUACCCUUCAGCCUGGCUGCGUCCAGGCGUGCUACGACAAGGCAUUUCCCAUCUCCCACAUCAGAUACUGGGUGUUCCAGAUCAUCAUGGUGUGCACGCCGAGCCUCUGCUUCAUCACGUACUCCGUGCACCAGUCGGCGAAACAACGCGAACGGCGCUGCUCCGUUCUGCAGCUCCUCCUGGACAAGGAAAUCGUGGAUUCGCCCACGAGGGACGACUCCUCGAAGAAGAAGAGCGCGAUGGUGAACGGCAUUUUGCUACAAAACAACGAGAAUUCGUCAAAGGAGCCCGACGGAAUGGAGCUGAAAGAACUUCAGCCACCUCUGUACAGGACUGGGAAGUCCAAAGCCAAGCGCCAGGAAGGGAUAUCUCGAUUUUACAUCAUUCAGGUCGUGUUCAGGAACGCCUUGGAGAUAGGCUUUCUCGUGGGCCAAUACUUUCUCUACGGGUUCACCGUGACGCCUACGUUCGAGUGCGACAGAUACCCCUGCGUCAAAGAAGUCGAGUGCUACGUGUCCAGGCCAACGGAAAAGACCGUCUUCCUUGUGUUCAUGUUUGCCGUCAGUGGACUAUGCGUUGCCCUGAACCUGGCCGAACUCAAUCACCUCGGCUGGAGAAAGAUCAAGCUUGCAGUCCGAGGCGUUCAGGCAAGACGGAAGUCUAUCAUUGAGAUCAGGUCUCAUGGAAGUUCUGUGCCAAACUUUGGUCGUACCCACUCAAGCGAGUCAGCCUACGUGUGAAAAAAUAUAAACUCUGCAAAAAAAAUCGAAUCACGUUUUGUUACCGAACAAUUACAAUUGAAAUGUUUUGUUAACUGAAUUAUGAACAAUUACAUGCAUUGCAUUUUUUUCUGUUCUUGCUAGAUGAUUAUCAUGCUUCUUUUAAAAGCUUGAGCUUCAAAAUUGGUUGCUUACUAUGAUACAAAGUGACCACAUCGUGUAUGCAUCUGAAUGGCAUUAACUGUGUACCAUAUUGAAUCGUUAAGCUGGUAAGGAAUGGAAUAUUUUUGUUUCGGAAAUGGAUUAAUUGCUUGUGUCCAUAUGUGCAUUUAGUGACGUGGCUGAGUUGUAUAAGAAAAGCCGACACCGUCUAUAGCGCUAACUGCCAAAUCCAUAUGCGUGUUCAGCACAGAAGCACACAUUGUUUAAAAUGUACGGCUUGUUAAAUGUUGCUAACACAAUAAUUAUAUAAGGAGAGCAAACUCAAUACUUUAAGUAACGUAUAAUGCAGCACAUUUAAGCAAGUAUCAUCACACUAGAAAUCGGAGAUAAAAUUUAAUGCAAUACAUAUUUUAGGACGUAACAAAACCAGCUACGUCACUGUAAACGAUGGUUUACUUUCGUUUUUGCAAGAUGUGUGUGUGUACAAUGUGAGCAUUUCCAAAUUGCGUUCUCUUUUUACUUGACUUACAGCUAGACAUGCAAAAAUUCCUUUGUGAUGCCCCAUUUGUAUAACUUAAUAAAACAGUUUUUAAAAGCAUGCUUAAAGCAGUAGUGCUAUUUUACAUCGAGCAGAAAAAAAUAUAUAUAUAUAAAACCACGAGCUAUGGCCGUGAGACGGUUUCUUGAACCUUGCAUAUACUGGAAAUAUCCAGCAGGAAAAUCUAUGGGGUCAAAGUGACCUUCGAAGAUUUAUGUCCGUCGUUCAGUGCCACCACGGAACAUGAACUGCUCGGGAGUUAAACCGAUUAAUACGAUAGCAGCCUUCCUGACCCAAGGAAAGUGUCGUGGAGAUGCUUGUGGACUUCUGCUGACCUCAGUUGGUCCUAAGCCAGUGGCACAAGGGCACGCCAGGGGGAUGAUUGAGGGAGGUGUGUGGUUCCAUAAUCUGACACGGUGCGUGCGAGCAUCGGCACAGAGAAUGCUCCCGUUUAAAAAACGAAGGUCUCUCCGUCAACGCGACGUUUAUCCCCCGUCGUAAAAGAGCAGAAAACAACGUUUGAAAUUGUUCUCUCUGCAUGGAAAGUUGAAUUUUUUUCUCUAUUUGCAUAAUAGUUUUUCUUUGUCACAAUCAGUUCAUGUCUCGAUAUGCUCCUUUGUUUGAGCCAAUGGGUGCUCCAUUGUACAGCUGCCGUGAAGCAAACAUCGCAUUUCAGCGCGAGGAGGCACCAGUGCAGCAGCAUCAGCAGCAAUGCUGUCCGUGUGGUUUUACACUAAUUUCUUGUUAAAACAAAACAUCUGCUCAAUUCACCAAGUUACAGGCACUAGUUAAUUAGUCUAAUUAUCACCAUAGGCAUGGAUGGUUGUAAAGGGGCUUAAUAUUCAUAUAGAGUUGUGUGCCGAUGUCAUUAAUGAGAUGGUGCUAUUACGUUUGAUUAAUUCCAUUCGCAGCAUGUCCAAUUAGUUCGGGUAGUGUAUUAAUGUGUGCGACACCACGCAGGUGAUGGUUAUGCCCACGUAAAGGUUUAUUCUCACCACCAAACCAGGUUUCAUUUUUGCCUUAACGAGGGACAAUGUAUUUUAUUUUUAAGUCAACUGUAAUGGAUACAAAUUGUGCAUGCUCUGUUUGGUGCACGCAUUACAAUGCACAGUAAUUCGGUGAGCUUUUGCAACAUCAGUUACAAGGAGGAAUGCAUCUAAGAAAAAUGCGUAUUACAGUCAUGACUUAAUGGUGUCUUGAUUACAGCAAAUAUCUGUGCAGGGCAUCACAGUCAGGUGCUACGUUCUUCUCUACCGGUUUAAAUUGUAUUUUUUUUUUUACCAGACCGGUUAGAACUACCAUACGUGUACAUUUAAGUACCAGAAUCAAAUGAAUGCUAUAAUGGCUCGUUCACUUAUUGCGAUUCAACUGCAAGGUGAUUUUUUACAGUCUUAAUGACGUUACAAAUGUAAAAAAAAGUGUUCACACUAAAGCAAGAAUAAAGUUAGUAUUCAGGACAAAGUUAGGGUUCUCUUCUCUGAAUACACCACCUCGCUUUGACGGGUUAAGCACGCGCGCCCGCACACACACACGUCAAUGUGUGUGCGUGUGUGUUUGACACAAAUUUCAAAAUAAGAGAGCAAUGUUUUCAAUACAGAAAGUAUUUUCAAUACCAUCGAAAUAUAACAAUAAAUUAAAGUGUAUAUAAAUACAAACUAGCAGAUUCGGUAAUUGAAAAAGCCACGCAUUUGUGAUAUUUAUGUAAACUAUUGUAUACAUGGUUGUUGAAACAAACACAAUUUGUAUUUUGUUUAUGUACAUAUGCAUCUAUGUAUAUCAUUGAAUAUCACAAGAGUCGUGGUCAAAGGGUAUAAAACAUUGUAUAGUACACCAACCCACUGUUAAAGAGAGAACAUGAAUGUUCACGCGACAUUUAAACAAGCCAUACCGCAGAAUUUGUGUAAUGAUGGUAGGGUGGGGGCAGUAAGGCAACACAUCACAUUAUGAAUGGAAAAUAAAGUGAUACAUGCGAGUUUGUGUACGUUUACAAUUCAAUUAUCAAGACCUUUUGACCACCUUCUUGUGCAUAUAAUUUUAUUCAGCACGUACACACACGCGCACUCUUACACACAAGCACAUGUCAAUCACUUUAAAUGCUUACCCCUAGCUCUCAUACUCUGAUGGUGCAUUGUCUUUGAGUUGUGCGCCUUUUGGCGUCAUCUGGUCCAAUCCAUGUGAGACUAGGCUCUAAGGAAAGCUGUCUCGGGUGUGGACCAAUCAACUUCAAGGACAGUGCACAUUAUCAGAGUUAUGUUUUUUGUUUGCAUUAUGACUGCAGGUAUUGUAGUCUAUGUAAACAUGACUCCUUGUAAAAAAAAAGGUGUCAGUUUUGUUGCCAGAUAGAAGGGUAAAAAAACAAUUAUCAUGUCAAUCACUUG